Messenger RNA from Thamnophis sirtalis, 1003 nucleotides. The record is from RefSeq and is a predicted model, not a curated record. Lineage: Eukaryota; Metazoa; Chordata; Lepidosauria; Squamata; Natricidae.
CACCAUCCCUGCAAGGUAGACUCUGCUAUUGUUCUCAUGGUUCCCCCACCCUUCUCUGCAUGCUCCUGUUUUUAGGCUACAGUGGUUGGUUGAAUCUCACGGAAAUAGACCCUGAUGAGGAAGUGCAAGGAGAAAUCCACCUGCAGAUCGAGAUCAUCGGCAACGGUGCUGCAAGGAAGUUGCGCUGCGUGGUGUUCGAUGCCAGGGAUUUAGCUCGGAAAGAUCGGAAUGGAGCUUCUGAUCCUUUUGUCAGAGUCCGCUAUAAUAGCAAGAUUCAAGAGACUUCGGUGAUCAAAAAAUCUUGCUACCCCAAAUGGAAUGAGACCUUUGAGUUUGACCUGGAUGAGUCAGCUGCAGAAAAUCUGUGUAUUGUUGAAGUCUGGGAUUGGGAUCUUGUCAGCAGGAAUGAUUUUUUGGGGAAGAGGGAAUUUAGGCUCCUUACACCUGCAGGUACAGCUUCGGGAUGAGAUGGUUCUGCCCUCCAUCUACUACCAGCCUCUUGUCGAGCUGUUGUGCCAGGAAGUGAAAGCAGGGAUAAAGAUGCUCUAGCCUUCACCGGAUCCACAGUGAAAGUGAGGUGAUCCAGCAGAGCGGCCAGCUCCUUCAGUCGUAUCUGACUGACCUACUGAACACCAUCACCAGGUCUGCCAAGAUAUGCCCUCCUGUCAUCCGUGCCACUUUUCAGCUCCUUUUCAAGAGAGUUGGAGAACGGUUCUCCGAGGAGAAAAAUCAGAAUGUGAAAUUCAUUGCCAUCACCAGCUUCCUCUGCCUUCGAUUCUUCUCUCCAGCCAUUAUGUCUCCCAAACUCUUCCACCUACGGGAGAAGCACGCCGAUGCUCACAUCAGCCGGGCUCUGCUUCUGCUGGCUGUGUGAACGAGCUGAGCCAGUGGCUCUCAGCCUUACGGAAAGUCUGUGGGAAUAACGCUGGAAUGCUAUGCUCCUAUCACCCAGGGGUUUUCAGAGGAGACAAAUGGAGUUGCUGCCACCUAAAGAACAAAGCAG